This is a messenger RNA of Postia placenta MAD-698-R-SB12, 1680 nucleotides long. RefSeq lists its product as hypothetical. Gene Ontology annotation, cellular component: plasma membrane. NCBI's taxonomy places the organism in Eukaryota, Fungi, Basidiomycota, Agaricomycetes, Polyporales, Adustoporiaceae. The coding region runs from base 1 to 1680 and encodes 559 amino acids. The record is from RefSeq and is a predicted model, not a curated record. Gene Ontology annotation, molecular function: sodium:proton antiporter activity. Gene Ontology annotation, biological process: proton export across plasma membrane; regulation of membrane potential; intracellular potassium ion homeostasis. The transcript is spliced from 7 exons.
AUGCGCCAGUUCGCGGUGUCCACGCCUCAUAUCAUCUAUGCCGCCCUGGGCGGGUUUGUGGUCUUUUUCGGCAUGUUCUCGCUAUUCAUUCGGGAGAAGCUUUACAUUGGAGAAGCAUGCUGGGCAUUCUUGUUCGGUGUAGUCAUUGUAGGUCCCUAUGGUGCAAACAUCUUCAACCCGCGCGACUGGGGCGGAGGCAACACUGACACCACGAAUACUAUUGUGCUUGAGUUCACUCGAGUAGUCCUCGCCAUCGGUGUCUUCGCGAUAGGCGUCGAACUACCCAAGGCCUAUAUGGCCCGCCAUUGGAAGAGCCUGUUCUUCCUUCUCUUCCCUGUCAUGACAUGGGGCUGGUUUGUGUCAGCUGGCCUCAUUUACGCCUUCAUCCCUGGACUCAACUUCCUCUCAUCGUUAGCAGUUGCAGCAUGUCUUACCCCAACCGAUCCCAUUCUUGCCGCGGCAGUCGUGGGCGGUAAAUAUGCAGACAAGCACGUGCCCGCGCACUUGCGACAUUUACUCUUCGCGGAGAGCGGCUGCAACGAUGGUGCUGCCUUUCCUUUCCUGUACAUCGCUCUCUACCUCACCAUCGACAAAUCGACUGGGAGAGCUAUUUCCAAUUGGUUCAUCUUUCUGUGGCUAUAUCAGGUCAUUCUGGGCAUAGUGUUCGGUGCUAUCAUCGGGUUCGGCUUCCGGCACCUCAUGAAGUUUUGUGAACGGAAAGACCUGGUUGACAGGCAAUCCUACGUCGCACAAUAUGUCUCGCUUGCCAUGCUCACCAUCGGCGCCAACACGCUACUUGGAUCAGACGAUUUGCUCGCCGCCUUCUCAUGCGGCACCGCGUUCGCGUGGGACGGGUUCUUUAACAAGCAGACUGAACAGUCGGUGUUCUCGUCUGUGAUCGAUCUUCUAUUCAACAUCGCUGCAUUUGUCUUCGUCGGUGCUUGGAUGCCUUUCGGAGACUUCUCCGAUUCGGCGCUGACGCUCAGCGUGUGGAGGCUGAUUGUUAUAGCCGUCUUGGUAAUACUACUAAGAAGAUUGCCCGUCAUGAUUGCGCUAUUCAAGUGGAUACCGGAUGUUAAGACACUGCGAGAAGCGUUCUUCAGUGGUCACUUUGGACCUAUGGGAAUCGGUGCUAUCUUCAUAUCGACUCUUGCUGCACAGCAACUAGAACGACCGCAGGAUCCUCCUGCGAACCAGGAACAGCUCCUUGCCGCGUCUAUUCAGCCUAUCGUCGCCUUUAUGGUACUUUGCUCCAUCGCUAUUCACGGCUUAUCCAUCCCCUUCUUCUCGCUCGGAAGACGUGUGCACUCAGUUUCCCGUACCUGGUCACGUCAUGAUACUUUUGGCACAUUCUCAGGAAGACAACUCCCCGAAUGGACGACGCAUACCAGGCGUGUCAUCCCUGGAGAGGAUAUCGUCAUUAAUCGUGAUAGGGCGAUGGAGGAAGGUGCUUUGGCACCGGAUGAGAAACGCGCACAGUCCGAACGCACGGAUGGUAGUAUGACACCGGACAAAGAAGGCACCUCAUCUCAGUCGCAGGAUGAGGCGACGAGACCUGAUGGUACUGAUAUGCGCGAUGAGAAUCCGCCUGACGGGGAUGAGACCCUUCAAGAAUGGCAGGAAGGACCGGAUCGAGUUGUCGAAAGACGUCGCGGCCCUGGGGAAGAGGUGAGUUUGUGA